CUCAAUAGCAAAAGAGAGAAAAUAGAAAGUAAACGAACCACAGAAUCGUUCAGUCCGUACAAACCGAAACUUUGUUUUCUUUUUGCGAGAUUGUGUGAAGAUAGAAGAUGGAGCCAGUCGAAGACGACCCUUUCCUCCGGAAGUAUCAGCCAUCGGAUCUUAAGAUUGCUUCGGAGUUUCUAACAACUUGGCUGCCUUUCUUAUCUAGAGAUCUCUGCUCAGACUGCGUCCAUGUUCUCUCCCAUCGUAUCCGUUCUCUACACCCAGAGUAUUCUAGUACUAAGACAGAGACUGUUGCUGGAGAUGAUAAACCGGUUUCUGAUCUGGUGGUGGAAGACAUGGAUUCUGAAGCUGCUGGUGAUGAUCAUAUCAAUGCUUUUGAGACUGCGACUCCUAAAAUGUCUUGGGCUGAUAUGACACAAGAGGAUGGGCUCAGUGAUGAAGAAGAAGAGGAGGUGAGUAAAGACUCUAGGAAGACUCCUGCGAAGCGUAAAUUGUCUAGGAAUGAAAGAGAGCAGUAUGGGUUUGUGAACGUGAAGAGGAUGAAAGUGUUUAGCUGUUUCGAGAAAGUUAAAGGGAGACGCGUUGAUAUACUAGAGGGACUUGAGUUGCAUACCGGUGUUUUCAGCGCUGCGGAGCAGAAAAGGAUUGUUGAUUAUGUGUGUGAACUACAAGAGAAGGGUCGCAAGGGAGAGCUUCAAGAACGUACUUUCACUGCUCCGCAUAAGUGGAUGCGAGGCAAAGGAAGAGUUACUAUUCAAUUCGGAUGUUGUUACAACUACGCAACUGACAAAGCGGGGAACCCACCAGGGAUCCUUCAACACGGAGCUGUUGAUCCAAUACCAUCUCUUUUCAAAGUAAUUAUCAGAAGGUUGGUAGGGUGGCAUGUGCUUCCUCCAACAUGCGUACCUGAUAGUUGUAUCGUCAAUAUAUACGACGAAGGUGAUUGUAUACCUCCCCAUAUCGAUAACCACGACUUCCUCCGACCUUUCUGCACAGUCUCGUUCCUCAGUGAGUGUGAUAUACUCUUUGGAUCAAAUCUUAAAAUCGAAGGACCUGGUGAAUUCUCUGGUUCUUACUCGUUGCUGCUUCUUGUCGGGUCAGUUCUAGUGCUAAAGGGGAAUGGUGCCGAUGUAGCUAAGCAUUGUGUACCUGCGGUUCCCAAGAAGAGGAUAUCGAUCACGUUUAGGAAAAUGGACGAGUCGAAAAGACCAGUCGGGUUCACCCCGGAACCUUAUCUGGAAGGGAUCAAGCCGUUGCCAUACGAAUCGACCACCAAGCUGAGUACUCCUCCUGCUGUUGCAGCCAUUAGCUCUUCAAGAUGGGGCAACGACCAAAAUGGUACUAAAUACAACAGCGGAGGAGGCGGACACAGAGAAGGACGCAAGCAUCAUGAGUCGAGAAGAGGUUAUCAUCAUUCCGAGAGUCGAGAUUGGUCGUCAUCAUCAAACCGAAGAAGAGGAAGCUCACGACACUCUCCUAGCACAGCUUAUAGACCCAAGGUGCAUAGUAAUAAUACUAGCUCUGACAAUGUUUGAGUAAGAAUUUACUUUCUGUUUGUUAUAUUUCUAUGUUUGUAAUACAAACUUAAUUAUUGAUUUUACCACAUAAUAAAACAAUAAACUAUGGUUCAAAGAAAAUAUAACAA
Molecule: messenger RNA, 1648 nt
Organism: Raphanus sativus (radish)
Lineage: Eukaryota; Viridiplantae; Streptophyta; Magnoliopsida; Brassicales; Brassicaceae
Product: RNA demethylase ALKBH9B-like
Exons: 6
Coding region: 108-1538 (476 amino acids)
Biological process (GO): mRNA catabolic process
Molecular function (GO): demethylase activity; mRNA binding
Source: RefSeq, a predicted model, not a curated record